This is a messenger RNA of Thunnus maccoyii (southern bluefin tuna), 5075 nucleotides long. RefSeq names its product POM121 transmembrane nucleoporin (gene pom121). Gene Ontology annotation, molecular function: structural constituent of nuclear pore. The transcript is spliced from 13 exons. NCBI's taxonomy places the organism in Eukaryota, Metazoa, Chordata, Actinopteri, Scombriformes, Scombridae. The record is from RefSeq and is a predicted model, not a curated record. The coding region runs from base 8 to 3538 and encodes 1176 amino acids. Gene Ontology annotation, biological process: protein import into nucleus; RNA export from nucleus. Gene Ontology annotation, cellular component: nuclear pore.
AUGGGAUAUGAGAGUCCUCCGGCGGCGCGCUGCCGCCAUGUCACCUAGGGAGAAACAUUUAGCGCUUCUUUCUGUCCUAGGCGUAGUUAGUCUUGCUCUCUAUUAUAGUCCCACUUUUCUCUACGCGACCUUAAUUCUUGCAGUUUGUUGUAUUGUGUGUUACUAUAACAGCGGAGAACCGCUUCCCGCCAGGUUAGGCCUAAAUCCGCGGGCUGGCCUGAACGUUCCAGCCGCGCUCCGGUCCUGGUUGUGGGAUUGGUGGGUGACCGACGUGUCGGUGACCGCACGGGGUAGAGCGAAGAGUAGCAGCAACAAAGCCGGACUUCGGGAGUCUGAGGGACACUUUAGACCAAGACCUGCUGAUACUGGGAUUUAUCGGAGGGACGCUUUGGCUACUGACUCGUUUCUUUUCAGCCCUCGGGAUUUCCUCAUGGGGAGUUACAUCGGGAAACCUGAAAGCCCAACCGCUGACUUUGGGAGGCCGAGAGCUGGGAGAAACCCCCGGGAGCAGCUGCGGGAAAAACUGUCCAGACCCAACCAUGCUGUCUAUACCCCAAACAGGAGGCUGUCAUUUGCUGGGGAGCCAGUGGGAACAGCGGGGAGGUUCACGAUCACCCCCCAGCGUCACUACCCCCUGCAGCAGCCGGGUGUCUCCUCGGUGGGAGUCCUGCCUCCUGUCAAAUGGGACGGCUUCAGGAAGAAAAGCAUCCUCAGCCCUCGAAACUCCCCGGCUGCCCUCAGUCCAGUCACUGUGAAGAUUGCCAGGCCUGACCACAACUCCCCAAGUUUGGACCAUCUGAGUUGUGCAGGGCUCCCCAAGGCUCCUGCUGACCCUUGCUCCAGAGAAAGUGUCCUCAAGGUGUUGAAGGAAAGCCGCAAGAGAGAGGUGCAGGAUGAGGACAGAAGCUUAACGACUGAACAGAAAAGCAAAAGAAGGCGUAACGACAGCGGUGGAAGUGCACACUCUGCUUUUGAGCCUCUUUUGCCCAAUGGAACACCGUCACAACUGGUCCCCAAGCCAGGAAGCCUGAAAAGAGGGAUGACGUCUGUGGCGGAAGAAUCCAUCAUGAAGAGGUCUCGUACCUCGUCCAUCAGCUCUGGUAGUGGAGUCCAUGCCCCUAGAGGAACCCCAGGAACCAGGAGAAACCCUAUUCACAGCUCCUACAGCUCUUCACUAGGCCUCAGCCAGUGGAAGAAACCGUCAGCGCCCAGCUCUCCUCUGUCGAGCCCUGUAUCUUCUCGCUCUCAGACACCAGAGGGAGCCUCGAAAAGACCUAGAGAGGACGACGGACUGUCUCCUAGCUCUGCAUCCUCAGUGAGAUCAGACCAGAUAGCCUCCGACAAGGCACCUGUUACUUCCAAACUGACUCCAGUCCCCAAGAUCCCAGUCACUACCUCAAAAGAAUCUACUGGUAGUGGUGGGAAGAGAAAACGGAAGAUCCAGCUGGUGUCUAGCCACCCGGAUAACCACAUCUCUCUGCCUCCGCCUCCAGAGCUGGGCUACACCAUCACUGCGAAAGACCUAGACGAAGAGAAAAGGGCUGCCAUCAGCAAGAUCCAGAAGGUCCUGGAGACACCCGCUCCAGAGCUGGAGAAGUCUGUCUCUCCCCCAGCCUCAACUUCCACCCAGCCCGCCUUGUCAACCACCUCUGCCCCCACCACCACCACCACCCUGAGUAGCCUUCUGGCAGCUCCUCUGCCGACAGCCUCCAGCUCUGCCAUCCCAGUCAUCAACCUGGAUCCAAGCCCAGGCAGCAGUGUCAGCACAGCAUCUGCAGCCCCUAAUCCGCUGCUGGAGGCUCUGAAAAUGAAGAGCAGCAGCAGUCCUGCUAGCUCCACAUCUGCUGCCAGCACAACUACAGUGUCUGCAGUAACCGCACUGGUGCAACCCAGUGGCUUAAGCCUGAAGACAUCGUCUACAGUGGAUGCCCCACAGCUCCCUCCUGCCUCCCAGUCUCAGGCCUCCUCUUCUAGUGUGGAGCAGCCCUCUGCCUUUACUCAGGUGCUGGGCCAGGUCUCCAAGCCUCCCAGUAGCACCGCGUCUGCAGCAGGCCUGUUUGGUCUGACCAGCCAGACCAGCACCCCCACUGCUUUUUCUGCGUCUAACCCGAUCACUGCUACUACUGCUCCAGCCAGCAGCUCAGAGUCACUCAGUAACACCAACCCUCUGCUGGCUUCAGGGUUCAAGCCCAUCUUCUCUGUCACCACCACGUCCUCCUCAGCUGUACCACCCCUAGAGAGCAAACCUGCUGUCCAAAACUUCAAGCCCAUCUUUGGAAGUACCACAGCCGCAGCAGUUGGCGGCUUUGUGCAGCCUCCAUCCCUCACAACCAUCAACCCAUCAUCUACAGUUUCCUCAACUAGUACAUCCUCAUUGUUUGCUGCGUCAACAAGCAGCACCACAGUUGCACCAUCAGUUUUCACUGGCUUGACCAACACCCCCACUGGAACAGCCUCCACCAGCUCCAUCACCACCACGCAGCCCGCAGCCCAGUCAGCAGUAAAAUCCCUUUUCGGAAACUGGUCUACGCCAUCAACGACAAGUACGAGCUCAGCCCCAGCGCAAGCCUCUGCUGCAGCGGGCACAUUUCAGUUUGGAGCUGCUACCACCACCGCUGCAGCUGCAGCUCCCCUCACCGCUCCUACCACAACCUCCAGCAACGGCACCUUCACCUUUGGUGCUACACAGCCGGACGCUCAAGCUGCCAGCCAGAAGGCAUUCCCCUUUGGCCAGGCACCACCCGGCCAGAACACAACCACUGCUUCAUUUGGAGUUUUUGCCAUGGCCAACACAGCCUCCACCACUGCUCCCCCCACCACCCAGUCCACGUUCAAUUUUGGAAAGCCGACGUUUGAAGCGCCAGCAACGCAGUCGACCUUCAGCUCCACAGCAGCACCGCCAAAACCGUUCACCUUUGGAGGUGGUGGAGUAACAUCCACACCUGCCUCUAACCCUGCCCCGGCCCCUUUCAAUUUUGGGGCACCUGCUUCCACCACAGCAUCCAGCUUUGGGACCCCAGCUAAACCAAAAUUUGGAGCUGGCUCGACUGGUUUUAGUUUUGGUGGCACCACUGCUCCCUCGGCUGUUCCCUCAGCUGCUCCCUUAGCUCCUCCGAGCUUCGGUGCAGCAACCCAGACUCAGAGCUCCUCUUCAGCCUCUUUCGCGUUUGGCAGUGCUGCUCCUCAGCAAGCUCCCCCCGGCCCUGCUCAGCCAGCAUCCACUGGAUUUAACUUUGGUGGUGGCAUGCCACGUCCCCAGUUUGGAACACCAGUCUCCAAUAAUCCUGCACCACAGAUGGGAGGCUUCAACUUUGGGGCUGCUGCUACUGACAAACCAGCUUUUGGGACAUCUACACCAUCCUUCGGCCAGAGUGCUGCUGGUCCAAUUCCCUUUGGAAGUCCUGGAACUCCCCAAGGCUUCAAUGCUGUUCCUUUUGGGUCUCCAGCGACUCCCUCCUUCUCUAUCGGGGCUGGAUCGAAGCCAUCUGGAGCACGGCAGAGGCUGCAGGCGCGGAGGCAACACAACAGGAAGAAGUAACCUGCUACUCGCGUCCUACAAACCUUUCAGAGGACUUAAGCUGUUGCUGCAAUGGCUAAUCUGGGUAACAUUGCUCUGUUCUAAGCCCAACAUCCCCAAACCAGGCUGCCACCAUGCCCUCUGCUUCCUUCCCUCCUCCAUUGGAUUGUGCUGGCCCGAAACAUUGUGUUUGCAGAGGAGUUGGAAAGAGCGCACCAGCUUGCUGAGUUCAUGCUGCCUGGAUGACUACAUGACCCAGCGAGGGAAUGUAGCGAUGAGGAGAUAGGAUCCAUAACAAUGUACUAUACUUGAAGAGAGAAAAGACGAUUGAAUAGUUUGAUUCUGAACAAAAGCAUAUCCAAAGUUCUCUUUUCCUUUACAGUACAUGGACACUCCCAUUGGUUCGUCUUAAAGAGAAAGUUGAGUCAGGCAAAGACAUGGAGCCUCGGCUCAAACAUUUAUUUUUUUACAUGAAGUGCUUGUUGGUUUGUAUGUUACCGAAGAUUUGAGUACAUUCUCUUAAUGAAUCUAAAUAGAGCGAAAUGUGUGUGAAAUGUGUUGAUUCAGAUGAGGACACAUGCUCAAGGUACACAACGCUGCAGUGUAAAUGUAAAGUUAUGAGACGUUUGCAUUUUAAAUUAUUUUUUUAAUUGGCUCUCUGACCCUGUAAAUGAAUGAUGUGUUUCUGCACUUAAAGGGCAACUUAGUAAAUGUCUCUGAUUGUUACUGUAGUUAGUGCAGACCCUUGUGUUCUUGUUUCAUACUCUGUGAUUGCAAGCAUUCCCAAAGUCCUCGUAUGGACGGCCUUUUUUUGUUUUUUUUCUUCCUUUUUUUUUUUAAAUAGUGAUUGCCAACACUGAUGUAAUUAGCAGGUCAGUAUAUGAUUAGGAUGAUUACUCUUGACUUGUUCUGACAAACCAAAGCCAAUUCCUCAACUUCAUGCCUGUGAAAAUAAUCUGUGACCUUUUAUUUCAUCUUUAAAUCCUGAGAUGUGUUUGUUUGUGCCAGACUACCUCUCUUUACUCCCAGGCACUGAAUCCUUGUUAAUUCACUGAGUAAUAUCAAAUCUAAUAGGAUUGAUGAUAAGUCAGGCUUUUGUUCAUAAGGUUUUCUCUUUCAACUACUGUUAAUGCAGAUGUAUCUUAAUAAAUAGUGAGUUUUAAACAUCUACACAGCAACACAUUUUCCAUUUUCCCACCUUUGAAGCAUCACUGUUAGAGUAGACAACAGCACAUUAAUGUAACAUCAGAUUUAGUAAAAAUAGGAAGCCCUUAUCUGCUUGGUAAUUACAGAAAAUCUCACUAUGAUGCAGGGAUUUUUGUAAUCAUAAUUGCACAAUGAAUUGUGGAGUUUUGUUAAGCAAACAUGGCGGUAAAUCUAUUGAUGUCAUCACUCAAAGGUAUUUUAUCAAAAGUUUUUCUGUUCUCAGUAAGAAUCACUUCUUGUGAAAAGUGAGCAGUGUCUGAUGCAGUUUUUUUUUUCCCGAUUAGUUAACUUUGAAUUAAUAAAAACUGAAUUUGGAUGUGGAUGUUCCAACAAGAACACAUGAACACUUUAA